This is a messenger RNA of Heterotrigona itama, 583 nucleotides long. NCBI's taxonomy places the organism in Eukaryota, Metazoa, Arthropoda, Insecta, Hymenoptera, Apidae. The record is from the annotation of a GenBank genome assembly.
GCAGCUCUAAUUUACUGGCGUGAUCCAAAGAAAUCAGGCCCCGUGUUCGGGUGCAUACUCGGCGUGCUCCUCUCGCUGGCCUACUUCAGCCUGAUAAGUGUUCUUGCUUAUUUGUCUCUUCUCAUCCUCACAGGCACUAUUGCCUUCAGGAUUCACAACACCGUCCUUCAAGCUAUCCAGAAAACUUCCGACGGGCAUCCUUUCCAGAACAUUUUGGAAAUGGACUUGACAUUGCCCGCGGAGAAGGUACACGAAGUAGCCGACGUGGCUGUUGCACACUUAAACGCAGGGGUCAGUGAACUUCGUAGGCUCUUCCUUGUCGAGGAUUUCGUCGAUUCCUUGAAAUUUGCUGUACUUCUUUGGUGCCUCACCUAUGUGGGUUCCUGGUUCAAUGGCAUGACUUUAAUCAUAAUUGGAGUGAUUGCCUUAUUCACACUACCGAAGGUCUAUGAGACAAAUAAGGCACAAAUUGAUCAGAAUCUAGCACUGGUGCAAAGCAAAAUCAACGAGCUCACUGCUAAGUAAGUGGAAUUCAUCGACAUAACUUCAAUAUUUAAAUUUUAAUUUUACACCUUUUAGAAUA